Morus notabilis is the source of this 3063-nucleotide messenger RNA. Its product is annotated as BEL1-like homeodomain protein 1. The record is from RefSeq and is a predicted model, not a curated record. Gene Ontology annotation, biological process: regulation of transcription by RNA polymerase II. Gene Ontology annotation, molecular function: DNA-binding transcription factor activity, RNA polymerase II-specific; RNA polymerase II cis-regulatory region sequence-specific DNA binding. NCBI's taxonomy places the organism in Eukaryota, Viridiplantae, Streptophyta, Magnoliopsida, Rosales, Moraceae. The coding region runs from base 671 to 2734 and encodes 687 amino acids. The transcript has 6 exons.
CAUUAAAAAAAAAAAGGAAAGAAAUUCACGAUAAGGGCACCUUCUUUUAUUGUGAGGCUGUGUAAUUAAUUAUUAAAGCCCAUCUUUCUUUUAUAUUAUUAUAUAUUUUUGUGCAUAUAUAUUAUCAUUUUCAUUAGGUGAGUUUUUGCAGAGAUUGAGUCUGACAAGAGCCAUCAAUCUUCCUCUGAUCCCAAAGGCCUAAAAGAGAUUUAAACUCAUCCGAUUAUAGACAGUUAUAUAUAUAUAUAUAUAUAUGUAUGUAUAUAUUUAGAUUGACUGACAUCAUGUGCUCCAUCAGUGUGUUCAGCUGACCCUGCUUCUUUUGGGUAAUUCAAAUAUUUUUAAUUGAUCCACACACUUCUAGCUUACUCUUCUGCUGAUCGAUCUCCUCUGGAUCUUCAGAGGUAUAUAUUAGUUGAAGUACUGCUGAUCAGCAAAAUGUUGAAAAAAAAAUAAAAUAUUAAGCAGUCAAAAAUAUUGGGGGUCUUGAUUGAUCGAAGACUUUUGUACUUGAGAGGGAAAAAAAACAGAGAGAGAGAGAGAGAAUUUGCAGAACCAAAGGAAAAAAUGGUGUUCUCCGUACAAUAAUACAGAGACUGAAAUUAGAUAAAGCUGUUUUUAUCUGAGGGACUUUAUUGUUUCAGAGAGGAAGAGAUCAUCAUCAUCAAUCAUGGCGACGUACUUUCAUCAUGGGAGUUCAGAAAUCCAAACCCCUGAUGGCCUGACGCACACACUUUAUCUCAUGAACCCAAAUAACUACGUACCCACCUACUCUGACACCCAACAAGAACAACAAUCACCACCUGCUGCAGUCGCCAGCAUGUUCCUCCUCAACCCCGCCGCCGCCGUCUCCGCCCCGACCCACCCGGGCCGACACUUGGCGGGCAUCCCCGUCCUCUCGAGUGGCCCCGGAUCCAACAAUUUGCCCGACCAUCACGGCGAAAUUCCACCCUUCCAUGGCAUCUCUGGCGUCGCCGCUGCUCCUCCUCCUCGGCUUCACUACAAUUUAUGGGCGCCGACAGAUCAAGUGGCGGUCGAUGUCGUUUCCCCGAUGGGGUUUAGGAGACAGGCGGUGUCGCCGACACAGCAGGCUCUGUCGUUGAGCCUUUCAUCAUCUCAGCAGACGAGCACGGCUUACGCAACCUCGCUUUCGGGAGAGAACGAGGUUGUUCCGGGCAUAUCACCGACGAGUUGCGACGAUAUUCGAGCUUUUCCGGGGAAUUCGAUGUCGUCGGCGGUAUCAAAUGGAAUUGGAAAUAGUGCUCAAAGUGUGCUCCUGGGCUCUAAAUACUUGAAAGCUGCGCAUGAGCUUCUUGAUGAAGUCGUUAAUGUUGGGUCGACUAAGGGAGUGAAGACGGCCACCACCGACUCGGCCGACGGCGGUAGAGAGAAAACGGCUAAGAUCGAUAGAGAAUCGACUCCGGCGGCCGCAAUCGGAGGUAGUUAUAAUAGUGGCGGUGAAAGUAGUUGUUCUAAGCAAGGGGCUGAGCUUUCCACGGCGCAAAGACAAGAGCUUCAGGUGAAAAAGGCAAAGCUUGCUAGAAUGCUUGACGAGGUAGAGCAAAGGUACAGGCAGUACCACCACCAAAUGCAAGUAGUGAUAUCUACGUUCGAGGAAGCGGCAGGGUUUGGCUCAGCCAAAUCAUACACUGCCCUUGGCCUAAAGACCAUAUCCAAGCAAUUCCGGUGCCUAAAAGACGCGAUCUCUUCGCAAAUCAAAGCCGCGAGCAAAAGCUUGGGAGAAGAAGAGUGCUUGGGAGUGAAGAUUGAGGGUUCGAGAUUGAGGUACGUCGACCACCACCUUCGGCAGCAAAGGGCUUUGCAGCAGCUCGGAAUGAUUCAGCACAACGCUUGGAGGCCCCAGAGAGGCUUGCCGGAACGCGCUGUUUCGGUUCUUCGUGCAUGGCUCUUUGAGCACUUCCUUCACCCUUACCCGAAGACUGCAGACAAAGUCAUACUUGCUAAACAAACUGGGCUUACUCGAAGCCAAGUCUCGAACUGGUUCAUAAAUGCCCGAGUUCGCCUGUGGAAGCCAAUGGUUGAAGAAAUGUACAUGGAAGAGACCAAAGAACAAGAGCGAAAUAACGGUUCUACUUCUCAAUCAGGCCAAACAAAGAAAACAGAACCCAACGAGGAACCAUCAUCAGCUAAUAUAACAUCAACAUCUCAAGUUCAUGACAUGAUGAAUGCCUUCCAAUCAUCAAAACCCGAUCAAAACUUUGCGACAGAAUUCCCGAAUUCUCCACUGUCGACGUCUCCGAUGCCCGGAUCCUUCCAUUUCGGAACGACGGAGAUUCAAGCAAUUAGUCCAAAGAAACAAAGGAGUACCACUACUCCUACUACUUCGGAAGUACUCAACUCUCCGAGUAGCAUUCUCUCAAUGGACAAUAUGGACAUGUGUAGAGAUCAGAUGAAUCAUCAAAGGCAACGUAAGUAUAACACGGUCGGAUUCGGUGCAUACCCGGUUGGCGAUUUAGGAAGGUUUCACUUAUCGGCGGAUCAUCAUCAUCAUCAGUUAGCUCCGAGGUUCCAUGGAAAUGGUGUUUCUCUCACUCUCGGUCUUCCACACUGCGAAAACCACUCUCUCUCUAACCAGAAUAUUAUCGAUCCAUCGGGAACGAGACUCGACAACAGUAUUGGAACAGGGUCAGAAAGUACUGGUAAUUACGACAACAUGGACAUGCAAAGCAGAAAGAGGUUUGUUGCUCAAUUGUUGCCAGAUUUUGUGGCCUGAAGAAAGAGAUAGAGAAUAUAUAUAUAUAUAUGAAGAUCAUCAUCAGUCUCUUUGCUAUAUAGCUAUAUAGUUCAAACUCCAAUUCUAACUGAAAAAGUUUUUUGAAAAGAUUAGGAUAAGGCAAGGGAGAAAGGAAAAGGAGAUGAGUCUGGUCAUCUUUUUGAAGUUUUUCGUGCGUUAAGUCAUUUCAAAGUUUGCUUUCCGUUAUCGUCAUAUAUGGUCCCUCCUUAUAUAACGGAAGCAAUAUUUAAUAUGUGGAAGUGACAAAGAAACUUUAGAUAUAGGAUCAUGAUACUUGCAGAUAACGAAUUAUAGUACUGUUUAUCUUU